AUGAAUGUAAGUCACAUUUUAGCUUAGAAAUUGCUUCUGAUUGCUUAGUAAAUGUUUCCUUGUAGAAAAUACUUACUAAAUUAACAGUUGACAACGUUGUAGAUCGAAAAGCACAUCCGGACCAAUUACUUUUUCCUCGGCGACUUUCUCCAUCUCCGAAAGAUGGAGUACCUAUGGCCAAUCUCGACGCACCCCUUCCUCUACGUAUCUCAUGCCUUGGCCGCGUACAUUGUCUCUCGGGAACUGUAAGACAACCUUUAUUCAAACCAAUUUUUAGAGUUUUAUCCGAGGGAUACGGUAAUCUCACAAAACGAUUGCUGAUUAUUUCUUCCGCCGGCUUUUUAUGGACAAGGUUACAACAAAGACUCUCCGAAUUCCAUCUAAUUGUAUUGGUUCUGAGUUACUUUCAUUAUCUAAUAUCUCUUUCAAUUGCUACGGGAGUAUGUGUAAUAUCGGACAAGAUACGACAUGGAAAGACAAAGGUGGAAUAA
Bursaphelenchus xylophilus (pine wood nematode) is the source of this 491-nucleotide messenger RNA. Lineage: Eukaryota; Metazoa; Nematoda; Chromadorea; Rhabditida; Aphelenchoididae. The record is from the annotation of a GenBank genome assembly.